AAAGAGCUGCGUAUGCAAUAAAAAGCUGAUUGGAUCCAGAGUGGUGGCGAGACGCCGGAGGUCAAAAUAUAGAACACUAACAAUAGCUUUCGUGCAUGAGAAGAAUUAUAGUUCACUCAGGAAGUUUAAUAUUUGAAAUGAGUGCGUCAAAACGCGUUGCAGUUGUGACGGGGUCCAACAAAGGUAUUGGGUACGCAAUUGUUCGGGGCCUAUGUACACAGUUUCAAGGAGACGUCAUAUUAACAGCCCGCAGCGAGGCUAAUGGUCAAGAAGCUCUGAAGAAACUGAAUGCAGAAGGGCUCAAGCCCGUGUUUCACCAACUUGACAUCACCGAUGGCACAAGCGUUCAGCGCAUGCGCGACUUUCUGCAGAAGAACUACGGUGGCUUGGAUGUGCUCGUGAAUAACGCGGCCAUAGCUUACAAGUCGGAGAUAGACAAAUUGCAGAGUGAAUUCAGUGGCACCUGCGAAGUUGAGAAUCCACCCUAUGGUGCGCAAAAGAUAGCCGCCACAGAACCGUUUUCCGAGCAGGCUGAUGUGACCAUGGCAACCAAUUUCUGGGGAACGUUAAAUGCAUGCAAGGUUCUGUUUCCAUUACUAAGGCCUCAUGCCAGGGUCGUGCAUGUGUCUAGUAUUGCGGCGUCUAUGACCGCGGUGAAAUGCAGCCAAGAGUUACAGACACGUUUUCUGGAUCCGGAACUGAGCAUGCUGAAAAUUGAACAACUUAUGAACGAAUUUGUCGAAUCCGCAAAAACUGGCACCCACAAGGCCAAUGGCUGGCACGAUUCGGCCUACGGCAUGAGCAAGAUAGGGGUCAAUCUGAUGGCCUUUGUCCAGCAACGAGAGCUCAACGCCGAUUGUCGACCAGAUAUUGUGGUCAAUUCGUGUUGCCCUGGAGACGUGGCCACAGAUAUGACAAGUUGCAUUGGAAUGAAGACCAUCGACGAAGGUGCGGAUACUCCACUGUACCUCGCCAUGUUGCCAGCGAACACAACCUCUCCGAGAGGCCAUUUCGUCGUUGAAAGGGAAAUUCAGAACAUUCUUUAAAUAGGGAACAUUCAGGGGAGAAAAAAAGGAACUGCACCCUGUUCGCUCUUCUUACUUAGUCUCACAUAUGCGCGUCUGGGUUAAAAUUGAUCAGUAGAAACGUGUUAAACAAAGAUAGAAUUAUGCGUGUAUGUUUAGGCAGUGCAUAAUAGAGUAUGCUACCAUAUACAAGUUAUCGCAUCGCUUUACCGAAACUAUUACUCCUUGGGCGAACGACCUUGGACAAAUAUAAAAGCGGUGAGCUCUAUGAUCGUUUUCUGGUUAAUAGAAUUUAUACAUGACACAUAUUUAAUUUCAAUUUAAGACAACAUUUGAAAUUAAAUAUGACUACAGGAUUUACUAUAAGAAAACAAAUCAUUAAGCAGAUCUAUUGUUUUUUAUUGAAAUUAUUGGAAUCAUAGGGUUUCUUUAAUAGAUAAAGAAAGUUAAUCAAAAUCAUGAAUAUUAUACAUUUUUGCACAACAAACUAAGACAAUAUACAUGUAUUUAUUUGUUAUGCUUUGUUAUAAAUAUCAUCAGACUUUUUUACAAUUGAUACUAAUAAUAACUGUAUUUACGCGCACUUGAACAAUAAUUGUACAUGAUUUAAAAACACCAGAACGUUAAAAAUUAUACAGUUCUUUAGUUAUCAACACUUAUUACUAUAUAAAGACAUUAUCAUCAUAAUCAUCAAUAAAAUCAUCAUGUUUAUCCUCGUUAAUCUUAACAAGUUCUUUGCUAAUUAAUAAUUUUACAAAGACACAAUUUCUCAGAUGCCGGUAUGUAUUCAAUGUGUAACAUAGAUCUGAAGGGCACCGCCCGUUGAAGAGUCUCAAGCCGUCCGUAAAAGUCGCGACACCAUUCUCAUAUAGCUUAAGAGCUGUCUUAUCCGCAUCAGACCGACUGUCACAUUCGACAACUGACCUCACAACCAAACUAGCUUAUCCACAUCAGACUGACUGUCACAUUCGACAACUGACCUCACAACCAAACUAGCUUAUCCACAUCAGACCGACUGUCACAUUCGACAACUGACCUCACAACCAAACUAGCUUAUCCACAUCAGACCGACUGUCACAUUCGACAACUGACCUCACAACCAAACUAGCUUAUCCACAUCAGACCGACUGUCAUUCACAUUCGACAACUGACCUCACAACCAAACUAGGUAAUCCACAUCAAACCGACUGUCAUUCACAUGCGUCAACUAACCUCACAAGCAAACUACCUUAUCCACAUCAGACAGACUGUCAUUCACAUUCGACAACUGACCUCACAACCAAACUAGGCAAUCCACAUCAAACCGACUGCCAUUCACAUGCGUUAUAUAACCUCACAAGCCAACUAGCUUAUCCACAUCCGACCGACUGUCAUUCACAUACAUCAUCUGACCUCACAACCCAACU
Messenger RNA from Dreissena polymorpha, 2431 nucleotides. Its product is annotated as carbonyl reductase [NADPH] 1-like. The coding region runs from base 96 to 1046 and encodes 316 amino acids. NCBI's taxonomy places the organism in Eukaryota, Metazoa, Mollusca, Bivalvia, Myida, Dreissenidae. Gene Ontology annotation, molecular function: carbonyl reductase (NADPH) activity. The record is from RefSeq and is a predicted model, not a curated record. The transcript is spliced from 9 exons.